AUGAAGGUCACCGACACCGCUCUCCUCGUCGCUGGCUCAGCAUUAAUAUCCCGCGUCAUCGCAGCAGACAGGCACUUCACCUGGAACCUGACGUACUCGACGCUACCGGGAACGACGGACAAAGAAGUCAUCCUUAUCAAUAACCGGUGGCCGCCGGAGACCAUCGAGGUCGAUGUCAAUGACAGGAUCAUCCUCACGGUCAACAAUGAUGCUAAGAACGGGGUGAAAGAGGGUGUGUCAUUACAUGCGCAUGGGUUUCAUCAGUUCAAUAACAACGCGGAGGAUGGCUCGACUGGGGUUACGCAAUGCUCUAUCCCGAUGGGCAGCUCGCAGACAUACACCUGGCCUACCAGCCAGACCGGCACUUUCUGGGUUCAUAGUCACAAGAUUGGACAAUACCCACUGGGCUUGAGGUCGCCGUUGAUCGUCAAGUCGAAAGAUGAGUCGGCUUUCUAUGGCUACGACCCAAAGCAUGACUUUGUAAUGGAUGUCAGCGACAAUUGGUCAUUGUCGAUGGCAGACAUUGAGGCCAAAUUCAAGACCGGCGCUUGCUGUGUGUCGGGACGUGGUAAUGACGUAUGCGGACUGGAAGUGCCACCAGAUGGCGCCGUGGUUCGCGACGACCUCAGUGGCACCACCACUUAUAAUGCGAAAAGCCUUGGAUCUGGCAAGGCUCGUGUGCGCAUUGUCAACAUGUCGGCAGGGUCUCAGUUCCUCGUCUUCUCAAACGAUCCCGAUAUAGAAAUGGAGGUCAUCGAGGUCGACGGUGUGCCAUUGAAGAAGAACUUAUCAAAGGCCAAGUCUCUUGAGCUUCAUCCCGGACAGCGAUAUAGUGUUUUGGUUAGCAACCCGAGGAGCUUUCUUCUUCACGCUGUCAUCGAUCCACGCCAAUAUUCGAUCAACAGCUGCCAGGAGCUGAGGACCAUUGAAGGUAGCAGUGAAAGCAACAGUGGUGUUGGGCAAAGAAUUAGACAAGCCGGUGGAGGCAGCGGGUCCGGAACCAUCCAAUACAACUACGCCCUAAUAGCAACCGCGAAAUUCGAUCUCGGCUCUGAAAUCCCAACCUCCUUCUUCAAACCCGACAUCUACUGCACCGACUCUAACAAACCCUGCUACACCACGCAAUCAGGCCUCAACAACCUGCCCUCCCACGCCACGGACCUCUCAUACCGUCUAACCGACGACUGGGAAAUCAACGGCAAACUCCUCCCCCAAGACGAGCAGCCCCGGGUGUUAUACGGCAACGACGACGACUCCGUUAUCAUCACGCUCCGACUUACCGCACAGCAGGGUCAGAAUAAGUUUGGGAACUUGAAUAACGGUGUUUUCAUGGAGCCUCAGAUUCCGAUUCUCCUAAGGCAGAACCAGCCCGAUCCGACUGCGUGCUCAAGUGCGCAGUUGGUGCCAAAACCUGGGAUGGGACAGUCGUUGGAGCAGUAUUAUGGUGCGAAUAAUACGUGGAAUGUGAGGAAGGGAACGAAUGUGUUCUUGGUGGUGCAGUCGGCGCCUGGGGCACAUCCGUUUCAUUUGCAUGGAUAUGAUUUCCAGGUUUUAUAUCGUGAAACAGGUCAAAAUGGUCAGAAUAGGCAAAGUGUAGCGGGCUUGCCGGAUGAGCAGAAGAUUAAGGAUAAUGCGUACAACAUGCCCUCGCUUCCCCUCCGCCGCGAUACUUCCUGGAUUGGGCAGGGGUCAUAUGCUAUUUUCGCCAUGAAGGCCGAUAAUCCUGGCGCAUGGUUUCUCCACUGCCAUAACGAUUUCCAUUCCAUGACAGGCAUGGUGGGUACACUCGUGGUUGACUCACCCGAUACGGCUGAUUGGAACGGCAAAAAAACGGGCCAGAGCGUAUGGAAUCAGUGUCGGUUCAAGACUAAGAGCGGUGGCGGAUUCAGUGACUGGACGAAGCAAUGUUGUUCGAGUGCCGAGUCGUGCAGUGCUGGGCCGGAUGUGGUGGUUGCUUAAGCUGAGAUGACGGAGGUAGUUUGGUUAAGGUGUCGUUGGUCCGUACGCGUUGGGUUUAGUGUAAUAGGUUGAGUGUAGGAUACGAGAUGUUUAGUUAUGUACGAUGUGUAGAGG
Molecule: messenger RNA, 2073 nt
Organism: Pseudomassariella vexata
Lineage: Eukaryota; Fungi; Ascomycota; Sordariomycetes; Amphisphaeriales; Pseudomassariaceae
Product: multicopper oxidase-domain-containing protein
Exons: 8
Coding region: 1-1959 (652 amino acids)
Molecular function (GO): oxidoreductase activity; copper ion binding
Source: RefSeq, a predicted model, not a curated record